This is a messenger RNA of Jaculus jaculus (lesser Egyptian jerboa), 5788 nucleotides long. RefSeq names its product nuclear receptor coactivator 3 (gene Ncoa3). Bases 201 to 4418 code for a protein of 1405 amino acids. Gene Ontology annotation, molecular function: protein dimerization activity; nuclear receptor binding. Gene Ontology annotation, cellular component: nucleus. The transcript has 23 exons. Gene Ontology annotation, biological process: positive regulation of transcription by RNA polymerase II; cellular response to hormone stimulus. NCBI's taxonomy places the organism in Eukaryota, Metazoa, Chordata, Mammalia, Rodentia, Dipodidae. The record is from RefSeq and is a predicted model, not a curated record.
CGGCGGAGUCGUCGGUGGUGGCGGCGGCGGCGGCGGCGGCUGCGGACUGAGCGGGGAGUUUCCUACUUAAAGCUGAGCUGCGAGGAAGAUGGCGGCGGGCGGAUCAAAAUAUUUGUGCCGCAGUGGACUCAGAAACCAUUAAGAACAACCUUCUACCUGAAGUCAUUUGACUGGUUGGCCAGUUGCUGACCUUGUUCAAGAUGAGUGGACUAGGGGAGAGCUCUAUGGAUCCGCUGGCCACUGAUUCACGAAAACGCAAAUUGCCAUGUGAUACUCCAGGCCAGGGUCUUGCCUGUAGUGGUGAAAAGUGGAGACGAGAGCAGGAGAGCAAGUACAUUGAAGAGUUGGCUGAGCUAAUAUCGGCAAAUCUCAGUGAUAUUGACAAUUUCAACGUCAAGCCAGAUAAAUGUGCGAUUUUAAAGGAAACAGUGAGACAAAUACGCCAAAUAAAAGAACAAGGAAAAGCCAUCUCCAGUGAUGAUGACGUGCAGAAAGCAGACGUGUCUUCUACGGGACAGGGCGUCAUCGAUAAAGACUCCUUAGGGCCACUGUUACUCCAGGCAUUGGAUGGUUUCCUGUUUGUGGUGAAUCGAGAUGGAAACAUUGUAUUUGUGUCAGAAAAUGUCACACAAUAUCUACAAUAUAAGCAGGAGGACUUGGUUAACACAAGUGUUUACAGUAUCUUACAUGAAGAAGACCGAAAAGAUUUUCUUAAAAAUUUGCCAAAAUCUACAGUUAAUGGAGUUUCCUGGACUGAGACCCAGAGACAAAAAAGCCAUACAUUCAAUUGCCGUAUGUUGAUGAAAUCAACUCAUGAUAUUUUGGAAGACAUGAAUGCCAGUCCUGAAAUGCGCCAGAGAUACGAAACCAUGCAGUGCUUUGCCCUGUCUCAGCCACGAGCUAUGAUGGAAGAGGGAGAAGACUUGCAAUCCUGCAUGAUCUGUGUGGCCCGCCGCGUUACUACGGGAGAAAGAGCGUUUCCAUCAAAUCACGAGAGCUUUAUUACUAGACACGACCUUUCAGGAAAAGUCGUCAACAUAGAUACAAAUUCACUGAGAUCGUCCAUGCGACCUGGCUUUGAAGAUAUAAUCCGAAGAUGUAUCCAGAGAUUUUUUAGUCUUAAUGAUGGGCAGUCAUGGUCUCAGAAACGUCACUAUCAAGAAGCUUAUAUUCAUGGCCAUGCAGAAACCCCAGUGUAUCGCUUCUCCUUGGCUGAUGGAACUCUUGUGACUGCGCAAACAAAGAGUAGGCUCUUCCGCAACCCCGUCACAAAUGAUCGCCAUGGCUUUGUCUCCACCCACUUUCUUCAGAGAGAGCAGAAUGGGUAUAGACCAAACCCCAGUCCUAUGGGACAAGGUGUUCGACCUCCCGCAGCAGGCUGUGGCAUGAGCAUGUCUCCAAACCAAAGCUUACAGAUGCUGAGCAGCAGGGCCUACGGCUUGGCAGACCCCAGCGGCACAGGACAGAUGAGCGGAGCUCGGUAUGGGGCUUCCAGUAACAUGGCCUCACUGACGCCUGGGCCAGGCCUGCAGUCGCCCUCUUCCUACCAGAGCAGCAACUAUGGGCUCAGCAUGAGUAGCCCCCCACAUGGCAGUCCUGGUCUUGGCUCCGGCCAGCAGAAUGUCAUGAUUUCACCUCGUAACCGUGGGAGCCCAAAGAUGGCCUCUCAUCAGUUUUCCCCUGUAGCAGGUGUGCACUCUCCCAUGGGAUCCUCUGGCAAUACUGGGAGCCACAGCUUUUCCAGCAGCUCCCUCAGCGCCUUGCAAGCCAUCAGUGAGGGCGUAGGGACUUCUCUCCUAUCUACUCUGUCCUCACCAGGGCCCAAAUUGGAUAACUCUCCCAAUAUGAAUAUAAGUCAACCAAGUAAAGGGAGCAGCCAGGAUUCCAAGAGCCCCUUAGGCUUGUACUGUGACCCGAGCCCAGUGGAGAGCUCCACGUGUCAGUCAAAUAGCAGAGAUCACCUCAGUGACAAAGAGAAUAAGGAGAGCAGCAGCGCGGGCCCGGAGAACCCGAGGGGUCCUUUGGAAAGCAAAGGCCAUAAGAAGCUACUGCAGCUGCUCACCUGCUCCUCUGAUGACCGAGGCCGCUCCUCCCUGGCCAACUCCCCCCUGGACCCAAGCUGUAAAGACUCUUCGCUCAGUGUCACCAGCCCCUCUGGAGUGUCGCCCCCCACAUUGGGAGGCGUGUCUUCCACAUCCAACGUGCACGGGUCUCUGUUGCAAGAGAAACAUCGGAUUUUGCACAAGUUGCUGCAGAACGGGAACUCGCCAGCGGAGGUAGCCAAGAUUACAGCCGAGGCCACGGGCAAGGACACCAGCAGCACGCCUUGUGCAGAAGGAGGAGUCCGGCAGGAGCAGCUGAGUCCUAAGAAGAAGGAGAACAACGCGCUUCUUAGGUACCUGCUGGACAGGGAUGACCCGGGAGACACCCUCUCCAAAGACCUCCCGCCCCAGGUGGAGGGAGUGGAAACUAAGAUGAGCCAGUGCGGCGGCGGCGGCUCCACCAAUCCUAGCUCGAGUCAAGAGAAAGACUCCAAGAUAAAGACAGAAGCAAGCGAGGAGGGGUCUGGAGAUUUGGAUAAUCUAGAUGCUAUUCUGGGCGAUCUGACUAGUUCUGACUUUUACAACAACACUGUAUCUACAAAUGGCAGUCACUCAGGACCCAAGCAACAGACGUUUCCAGGAACUAAUAACUCUCUAGGGUUAAGAAGUCCACAGUCUGUGCCGUCCACUCGCCCGCCUUACAACCGGGCAGUGUCCCUGGACAGCCCGGUUUCUGUGGGCUCAAGUCCUCCAGUGAAGAGCAUCAGUGCUUUCCCCACGUUACCAAAGCAACCCAUGUUGGGUGGGAAUCCAAGGAUGAUGGAUAGCCAGGAAAAUUACGGCUCAAAUAUGGGUGGACCAAACAGAAAUGUGACUGUGAACCACACUCCUUCCUCGGGUGAUUGGGGCUUAUCCAGCUCAAAGGGCAGCAGAAUGGAUCCUGUGAGUUCACACUCCAUGGGAAGACCCGGAGAUUUCAGUGCUUCUUUACCCAGACCUGCGGUGGGGGCCUCAGUGCCCACCUUGCCUCUUAGGUCGAAUAGCAUACCAGGUACACGGCCAGCUUUGCACCAGCAGCAGCAGCAGCAGCAGAUGCUUCAAAUGAGGCCUGGAGAGAUCACCAUGGGUGUGGGAGUCAACCCCUACAGCCAGGCACCUCCACCCAGCCAGCCAGGUUCCUGGCCAGAGGCCAUGCUGCCCAUGGAACAAGGUCCUCACGGGAAUCAAAAUAGGCCUCUUCUUCGGAAUUCCUUGGAUGAUCUCCUUGGACCACCUGCCAACCCUGAAGGCCAGAACGAUGAAAGAGCCUUGCUAGACCAGUUGCACACACUCCUGAGCAAUACAGAUGCCACAGGCCUGGAGGAAAUCGACAGAGCGCUGGGCAUUCCUGAGCUUGUCAGUCAGGGACAAGCUUUGGAGCCCAAGCAGGAAGCUUUUCCAGGCCAGGAAGCAGUGAUGGUGGAUCAACAGGCAGCGCUGUACGGGCAGACAUACCCAGCCCAAGGGCCUCCAAUGCAGGGAGGCUUUAGUCUUCAGGGGCAGUCACCAUCUUUUAAUUCCAUGAUGAACCAGAUGAACCAACAAGGCAGCUUUCCUCUCCAGGGAAUGCACCCCAGGGCCAGUGUCAUGAGACCGCGGACAAACACCCCGAAGCAACUCAGAAUGCAGCUUCAGCAGCGGCUGCAGGGCCAGCAGUUUUUGAACCAGAGCCGGCAGGCACUUGAGAUGAAAAUGGAGAGCCCCACUGCUGGUGGUGCUGCUGUGAUGAGGCCCAUGGUGCAGCCCCAGCAGGGCUUCUUAAAUGCCCAGAUGGUCGCCCAGCGUAGCAGGGAGCUGCUAAGUCGUCACUUCCGACAGCAGAGGGUGGCAGUGAUGAUGCAGCAGCAGCAGCAGCAGCAGCAGCAGCAGCAGCAGCAGCAGCAGCAGCAAGCCCAGGCCUUCAGCCCACCUCCCAGUGUGGCCGCUUCCCCCAGCAUGGACGGCGUCUUGGCAGGAGCUGCGAUGCCACAGGCUCAACCACAGCAAUUUCCAUAUCCACCACAUUACGGAAUGGGACAACAACCAGAUCCAGCCUUUGGUCGAGUGUCCAGUCCUCCUAAUGCAAUGAUGUCAUCAAGAAUGGGUCCCUCCCAAAAUCCUAUGAUGCAGCACCCCCAGACUGCACCUAUGUAUCCGUCCUCAGAGAUGAAGGGAUGGCCAUCAGGAAGUGUGCCCAGAAAUAGUUCCUUUCCUCAGCAGCAGUUUGCCCCCCAGGGGAACCCUGCGGCAUACAGCACGGUGCACAUGAACGGCGGCAGCAGUCAACUGGGACAGAUGAACAUGACUCCCAUGCCCAUGUCUGGCAUGCCCAUGGGUCCCGAUCAGAAAUACUGCUGACGGACGCCCUGGGCCUGCAAGGAACCACUGUACAAAUGACGCUGCCGGAGGCGUGGAUCGUCCCGAGCUGAAGGAGGUGGCUGAGGCCUCGGGCUCCCCUGGCGGACCCCGGUGGUCGUCAAGCAGGACUGCAGCUGAGGCAGAGUCUACCUGCACCCCCCUGCCCCUCCCCCCCCCCCAGCGUCUGGGCAUCGCGGGGUUCCACACAAACACCUUUGGCUUUCUGCCUCAUCGGAUGUGAUUCUGGAGACGGGGCACACUCCUGACCACACUCUGCCAUCCCUUCCUUCUGCCUUGCUAGCGAAGCCUUCCAGCCCGUGUCGGCGGGCGAGGCCUCUCGUGCAGUGCCGGGCAGGGAGCACAGCCCGCCUCCAAGAGUUUUGUCACUACCAAGUAGUAGUUGUUGACCUGUCCAGCGGAAUUGGCGUUCUGUGUUUUUGUCCCUCACUGAUGGUGUUCCUAGUUUUUUGUUGUCCUAGGUUUUUCUCUUGAAGACUUUCAUUUGGUCCUAACGUCCUGUCAUACUCAAGGACUCUUUGUGGAUGUUCAGUGGCUUUGCAGAAGGGAACAUAAGGCGACAGUAUUGAAUCAGCAGCAGUGGCAAGUGUUUCACGUGCCGACGUGCAGCUGAGCGCACUUUAUCUAGAAAGUCGUGGAUAAAUGCAAUAUUCUGGAGUCAGCAAGGAAUGGCAAACCACAUUCCUCGUUUUUGUCUGCACUAAUCUGUUGGACAAGAACUGUGCUUUUUUUUUUUUUUUUUUUUUUUUAAAGUACUGGUGUCACCCUUUGCCUAUAUGGUAGAGCAAUAAUGCUUUUUAAAAAUAAAAUUCUGAAAACCCAAGGCCAGGUACUGCAUUCUGAAUCAGAAUUUUGCAGUGUUUCUGUGAAUAGAUUUUUUUUUUUUGUAAAUACGACCUUUAAGAUAUUAUAUUAUGUAAAAUAUGUACAUACCUUUUUUGUAGGUCACAACGACUCAUUUUUACAGAGUUUGUGAGGCUGAGUAUUUAACAUUGUCAACUGCAGUGCACCUUGUGGUGUGGCCGCAGACGCCCAGGGCCCACGGCCUGGGAGGUGUCGUGGUCCGGGCGGCCUUUCUGUCCCAGCCGCGGGGACCUCACUCUUUUCAGUCUCCUCAUCGAGAUGCUCUUUUUUUUUUUUUUUUAAUAGUAAUCCUUUGUUUAGAUGUAGGCAUUUGCAUUUUUUAAAAAUUCCUCUACCAAACUUUGCACUUUGUUAAUUUUGGGGGAAAAGAAUAGAUACAGGGAAAUGAGCUUAAUAAAAAGAAAUUAAAAAAAAAAUCAAGCAGUUUGAUUUCCAAAGGAAUCUUGAAUCUUAAGCAGUCCAUAAAUUAAAUAAUGAUAAUUUUCAAA